AUGAAGGUGUCUAUGGUGUUCUGCGCUGCGGCUGCCGCGGGGGUUGGGGCGCAGGAUAGUGUGUCUGCUACGGGGGCUGGCUGUGAGCCUCAUGGGGAUCACUGGCAUUGUCCGUCUGGCGUCGCUGAGCCGACGGCACCUCCUGCCGUCACGACUCCUACUCCUGCUGUCACGACAUCGCACUCCCAUAACGACGACGACGACGACGAACAUGACCAUCCAGCUACGGCUUCGACUUGCGAACCUCAUGGCGAUCACUGGCACUGUCCUAGUGGUGUCGCUCAGCCUACUACUAAGCCUGCUGCUGUAUCUACCACCUCGUCGGUUAGAACGACGGCGGCGAGCGGUGCUGGGGCGGCUGCUUCAAGUAGCGCGGCUGCGCAGCAGUCUACUAAUGCUGCCGCUGGUAUUGCGGGUGGCGAAGGGAGAUUGCAGGGUGGUGUGCUGGCGGUGCUGGUGGGUGGUGUUGCCUACUUUUUGUAA
Messenger RNA from Cucurbitaria berberidis CBS 394.84, 483 nucleotides. RefSeq lists its product as uncharacterized. The coding region runs from base 1 to 483 and encodes 160 amino acids. Lineage: Eukaryota; Fungi; Ascomycota; Dothideomycetes; Pleosporales; Cucurbitariaceae. The transcript has 2 exons. The record is from RefSeq and is a predicted model, not a curated record.